GUCACAGGGCGAGGGCGUCAGUCAGACACUGGGCCCAGACAUCAAUCAGUCACAGGGUGAGGGCAUCAGUCAGACACUGGGCCCGGGCGUCAGUCAGACACUGGGCCCGGGCGUCAGUCAGACACAGGGUGAGGGCAUCAGUCGGACACUGGGCCUGGGCAUCAGUCAGACACAGGGCCCAGACUUCAGUCAGUCACAGGGUGAGGGCAUCAGUCAGACAUGGAGCACAGACAUUAGUCAGUUGCAGAACACAGAUAUAAUUCAGACACGCAACUUGGAAGUCAGUCGGACACAGGGCCUGGACGUUAGACAGACACAGGGCACAGACAUGAGUCAGACGCUGGGCCCAGACAUCAGACAGACACAGGGCACAGACGUCAGGCGGACAGGGAGCCUGGAAGUCAGUCAGACACAGGGCACGGACACGAGUCAGACACUGGGCCCAGACAUCAGACAGACACAGGGCACAGACAUGAGUAAGACGCUGGGCCCAGACAUCAGACAGACACAGGGCACAGACGUCAGGCGGACAGGGAGCCUGGAAGUCAGUCAGACACAGGGCACGGACAUGAGUCAGACACUGGGCCCAGACAUCAGACAGACACAGGGCACAGACGUCAGGUGGAUAGGGAGCCUGGAAGUCAGUCAGACACAGGGCACGGACAUGAGUCAGACAGGUGGCCUAGAAAUGAAUCACACAUGGAACAGGCUUGGCACUGCUGUCAGUUUGCCCACACCAAGCACUGGAUCGGUGGCUUUCCUACUCCCGACAUCCCCGCCUAGCACUGCCUUCCCUGUCAGGCCAACAUCUACAGCUGCUGACAGAGAGACAGGAAGAACUGUGCAAGGCACCAGUCAGCAGCUCCCACUGGGAACACGCAGGGCUGCAGGGAAUACAGCCUCACUAUCCACCCCUCCACUGGGAUGGAAACAGAUUUUUAUUGUGGAAGACCAGCUGCCACUGGUCAGAGAGGGUGUCACUGUAAAGAUUCCAACAAAGCUUAUUCUGGACAUGAGGUUUAACCUUCACCUGAAGGACUCAAAAUCAGACGAAUAUCAGAAGCUGGCCAAGGAUUUUGCACUUAAAAUUUCUCCUUUUUAUGACAAGAUUCCUGGGUUUCUGCAGCUGCAGAUUAAACGCUUUAGUGCGGGAAGUGUGCAGAUUGAAUUCGAUGCCAUCUUCAGAUUGACAAAAAUCCAGUCUUUUCUGUUGGAGCCCGACCGCAUCUUCACUGUCAGUGGUCUGCGGCAUGUGAUUUCCGGUGGCUUUGAGAUUGCCGGUGCACGAGUGGUGACGGUGUACGUAACAGAAAAAGUAAUUGCUUCGUGUGGUGAGGUGCUUUUCUGCCAGAAUGGCUUCCAGUGUGUUCACAGCAAGUCAGGAAAUGUCAGCUGUACGUCUCUCUGCCACACUGGCUACUGCAAAAACAGCGGCAUCUGCACUCACAACCGGGGCCAGGCACCCAUGUGCCAGUGUCCCGUAGGCUCUGAUUAUUGGUUCAUGGGCCCCCGGUGUGACCACAGAAUGACCAACCAGAUCCUGAUAGCCAUUGCCUUCGGCGUGGUGUUUGCUUUGCUGGUUGUGCUGGCAGCCGUGGCCUUCGCAGUCCUGAGACGGUUCAAAGUCGUGCUGACUGAGGCAAAAACAGACCAGACCAGGAGUAGUUACAAGCGGUUCAGUCGCUUUGAUGACUUCUCCAAUCAACACCGGUCCCAGUCCUGGCUCAGCUUCUCUGUGAAUUCUUUGGACAACCCUGGAUUCAGUAACUCAGAUGAGCUGAUCCAUCUGCAGAUCUUGGACACCAGUUUCUACUCUUGCUAUGAAGAAUCGGUGACUGGGACGUACAGCAGCCAUAGGACUGGGCAUCAUGGUCAACCAGCUUUCAGACACAGUUUACAAAAUCUGGAUGUUAGUAUUAACAGCAUCAACGAGUACACGGGAGACUCAGGGAAAGCCAGUGAUAUGUCGGUUUGCAGCUGGCCUGGUGAACCCUUCCGGUGGCCACCCUUCCCAAUCCUGUACCAACUCGGCAGGGAAAGGCCGUUCAAAGCCAGACGGCCACACUCAUACUAUGAAGGGAUGGAACUUGUGAGCAUGGAAAGAAAUUGGACGGCCUAAAUAGCAAUAGAAAACAUUCAUCACCCUUUUUCAUCACCCCUUUUUAUGAAGGUCAGGCCUAUUCUUUUUUGGGUUGGGUACAGUUAGGCAUCCUCAUAGAAGAUAUUUCCAUGUUUUUAAAUUGGCCACCUUGUGUAAAAACAAUUAGCCAGCUCAUUUGGGUCUGGAUUUUAAUGUCACUUCCGUGAGCAUAAGUUUCCUGUGGAAACAAGGCUCUGACCUCAGAUUAAACAACACACCAUCUGGAUUCUGCACUCUGACCUCAGCCCUGUGUUAAAUGAUGAGCCAUUUACUUUGGUUCUCAAAGUAGU
Molecule: messenger RNA, 2430 nt
Organism: Mobula hypostoma (lesser devil ray)
Lineage: Eukaryota; Metazoa; Chordata; Chondrichthyes; Myliobatiformes; Myliobatidae
Product: interphotoreceptor matrix proteoglycan 2
Exons: 9
Coding region: 329-2119 (596 amino acids)
Biological process (GO): nervous system development
Source: RefSeq, a predicted model, not a curated record